UCUGUGUCGUUCGUCAACAAAGAAGAUGAAACUUAUCAAUUCUGUACAAUAAUCAUCCAACCAUGUGAACAAGCUUUUGACCCUCCACAGUCAACGCCAACCCAUCCUCUCUGUUCCCCCAUUACUCUCCACUAACUCCUUCCUUUCUGACUUUCAUUUUUUUGAAUUUCUCCGUCCAUACCUCUCUCUUCUCUUCUCUUCUGCUUUGUAUACAGCCUCAGAGAAAGAAGCAAAAAAAUCGAAACAGAGAAGGCUACAAAGUGAAAACAAGAGCAAAUGGUAAACUAAAGACGCCAGACAUGUGGCAGACUCAAAGGCCUCAUCUUUUCCUUGCUCUGCUUCUUCUGUUUCUCCUCUCCCUCCCAUUGAAGCUCUCUACAUCAACAACAACCGAAGCCCAAGCUCUGGCCAAGUGGAAGAACAGUUUAGCUUCCUCGGAUUCUCUCCGUUCUUGGUCCCUCACCAAUAUCAGAAGCUUCUGCAAUUGGGCAGGCAUCGUCUGCAACAAAGCCGGAAGCGUCACCGAGAUAAACCUCCCCAGCUCCAGUCUCAACGGGACACUCGACCAACUCAGUUUCGCAUCGUUAUCCAAUCUCACUCGCUUUGAUCUCAACGGCAACUCUAUUGAUGGAACAAUUCCCUCGGGCAUUGCCAACCUCUCUAAGCUUACGUACUUGGACCUGGGCACCAAUUACUUCAUUGGUUCCAUCCCUCCAGAGAUCGGAAGAUUGUCGGAGAUGCGGUAUCUCACCCUAUCUGUAAACAACCUCGAGGGUCCAAUCCCAUAUCAGAUCAGCAAUCUCCAAAAGGUAUGGUACCUAGACCUCGGAGCUAACUACUUAGAAUCCCCCGAUUCAUCCAAGUUCUCUGCCAUGCCCAAUCUCAUAUAUCUAAAUCUUUAUCUCAACUCACUGAGCUUGGACUUUCCGCCUUUCAUACUGAACUGCCGGAACCUGACGUUGCUCGACUUGUCGGUCAACAACCUUUCGGGUCCGAUACCAGAACUGUUGGUCACUAAUCUGCAGAAGAUUGAAUACCUCAAUUUUACGAGUAAUUCCUUUCAAGGGCCCUUGCCCAAAAACCUGCCCAAGCUUGCUCGGCUCAAAGAAUUACGUCUGGGUACGAACAGGUUCACCGGUACAAUUCCCGCUGGAAUCGGUUCUAUUUCAGGACUUGAAAUUCUCGAAUUACAGAACAAUUCUCUGGUUGGGGAGAUCCCUUCUUCACUGGGCCAACUCAGGAUGCUUCGAAAGCUCUAUCUGGAUGGUAACAGAUUGAAUUCUACUAUUCCUUCGGAGCUAGGCCUAUGUACUAAUCUCGCCUUCCUUGCUAUUGCGGUGAACUCUCUCACUGGGUUCCUUCCUCCCUCUCUAUCCAAACUGACCAAGAUAUCUGAACUGGGUCUCUCAGACAACUCGCUGUCUGGAGAGAUCCACCCUUACUUCAUUACAAACUGGACGCAGUUGACCUCUUUGCAACUCCAGAACAAUAACUUUACAGGAAAAAUUCCCCCUGAGAUCGGUAGAUUGACAAAUCUCACUGUCCUCUUCCUCUACAAUAAUCACUUCUCAGGUGUGAUACCCCCAGAGAUUGGAAACCUGAAAAACUUGCAGCAACUAGACAUAUCGGUGAAUGCUCUCACAGGUCCUAUACCUCGCACAAUUGGAAAUCUAUCAAAGCUUGAUUUCUUACAGCUUUUCUACAACAAUUUGACCGGAACGAUUCCUCCAGAGAUUGGUAACAUGUCAUCAUUACGGACGCUUGAUCUCAACACGAAUCAAUUGCAGGGAGAGGUGCCAGACACCAUCUCUCGCCUUGAAUAUCUUGAGACACUCUCCUUGUUUACCAACAAUUUAUCGGGUAGCAUUCCGAAAGAAUUUGGACAGCGUAGUAAUUUGGCUUAUGUUAGCUUUUCCAACAACAGCUUUUCCGGUGAGUUACCGCCGGGGUUAUGCAAUGGCUUUUCCCUCCAACAUUUGACAAUCAACAGCAACCAUUUCACAGGGCCAUUACCUGAUUGCUUGCGCAAUUGCUCACAACUAGUUAGAGUCAGGCUUGAAGGAAACCAGCUCACUGGGAACAUAUCAAAGGCGUUCCGAGUACAUCCAAAUCUUCUGUACAUAGAUCUUAGUGGUAAUCAGUUGUCUGGUGAGCUCUCCCCUGAAUGGGGAGAAUGUGCAAAUCUUACUUAUUUUCACAUUGAUGGAAAUAAAAUUUCUGGUGAGAUUCCAGCCGAGCUUGGGAAGUUAACACAAUUAGGGGACCUAAGCCUGUCUUCAAAUGAACUGAGGGGGCAAAUUCCAGCAGAAUUAGGAGAUCUGAACAGGUUAUUCAAGCUUAACUUGAGCAACAAUCACUUGGCAGGAGUGAUCCCUUGGAGCAUUGGCAAUUUAAGUAGGCUACAAGUACUUGACUUGUCAGAAAAUGUAUUAAAUGGCAGUAUACCUUCAGAGCUUGGAAACUGCACCAACUUGAUUAAGCUGAACUUGAGCAACAAUGAGUUAGUGGGUGAAAUACCAUCUGAGCUGGGGAACUUAAAUGCCUUGCAGUCAUUUCUAGAUCUUAGCCAAAAUUCACUCUCAGGGUCCAUCCCUCCAAACCUGGGGAAGCUGACUGCAUUAGAGAAUCUCAAUCUAUCCCAUAACAACCUCUCUGGCACAAUCCCAAAAUCAUUAUCAGGCAUGUCUAGUCUACAAUAUAUUGAUCUUUCCUACAACAACUUGACUGGUCCUGUCCCAACUGGUAACAUUUUCCUCAAGGCACCUGCUACAGCCUUCACUGGAAAUCCAGGCCUAUGUGGAACUGCACAAGGAUUGCACUCUUGCAAUACAAGUCCUCCAGGUAGCCAUUCCAAGAAGCAUUACAGACUCCUCAUUUCUAUUAUUGUCCCCAUUGUCUGUGUUUUGAUUUUAGGAGCUAUAGUUAUUGGAAUGUUAAUUCUGAGUAGGAAAUCAAGACAACCAGAUGAAGAGAUUAGAAGUGUCAAAAAGGAUGAGACUUCUGAGGCACUGAUUUGGGAAAGAGAAGGAAGAUUCACAUUUGGUGAUAUCAUUAGAGCCACAGACAACUUCAAUGAAGAGCACUGUAUUGGAAAAGGAGGAUAUGGAUCUGUUUACAAAGCAGUGUUUUCAACAGGUCAAAUAGUAGCUGUUAAGAGGCUAAAUAUGUCAGAUUCAAGUGACAUUCCAGCAAUAAAUCGACAAAGUUUUGAGAAUGAAAUCCGUACAUUAACAGAAGCUCGGCACCGGAAUAUAGUUAAGCUGUAUGGAUUCUGUUCUAGGAAGGGAAUCAUGUAUUUGGUGUAUGAGUAUGUAGAGAGAGGUAGUCUGGGAAAGGUUUUGUAUGGGAAAGAAGGGGGGAGUGAAUUGGACUGGGUGGCAAGGGUGAAAAUUAUCCAAGGGCUUGCCCAUGCAAUUGCUUAUUUGCACCAUGAUUGUUCUCCUCCUAUUGUGCAUCGGGACAUAUCUGUGAAUAAUGUUUUGCUUGAGUCAAGCUUUGAAACUCGGCUUUCAGACUUUGGAACAGCUAGAUUAUUGAGCCCUGAUUCAUCCAAUUGGACUACAGUUGCUGGGUCUUAUGGUUACAUGGCUCCAGAGCUUGCAUUUACAAUGAAGGUCACUGAAAAAUGUGAUGUUUAUAGCUUUGGAGUGGUGUCUUUGGAAGUUAUGAUGGGAAAGCACCCUGGGGAGCUGAUUUCUUCUCUGUCAUCAUCGUCUUCUAGUGAUGGUGGCUUGUUCCUGAAGGACGUCUUGGACCAAAGGCUUCUAUCACCCACAGGUCAGUUGGCAGAGGAGGUGGUCUUUGUAGUUAAAAUGGCACUGGCAUGCACACAUGCCAAUCCUGAGUCACGGCCUACAAUGCGUUUCGUUGCACAGGAACUGUCAGCUCACACCCAGGCAUAUCUAUCAGAGCCAUUUAGAACAAUUACAAUGAGCAAACUAACAAGCUAUCACAAAUAGAUCAAGUUAGAUAAGGGUCUAUGGCCUUUGGAUGAAUGUAUGGAGCUACAGUAUAAUAUCACUGAAUGACCUUGUUUUUUAUUUAAUUCAAAGCAAAAGAAAGAAAAAAAAAACAUGAUUUUACAUUCUGAUAGAAGAAUAUGUUAAAAAGGAGAAACAUUUUUGUUUUCUUAAUUUGGUUUAACUAAAACAGAUUUUGAUUCA
Nelumbo nucifera (sacred lotus) is the source of this 4163-nucleotide messenger RNA. RefSeq lists its product as uncharacterized. Gene Ontology annotation, molecular function: ATP binding; protein kinase activity; protein binding. NCBI's taxonomy places the organism in Eukaryota, Viridiplantae, Streptophyta, Magnoliopsida, Proteales, Nelumbonaceae. Gene Ontology annotation, biological process: protein phosphorylation. The record is from RefSeq and is a predicted model, not a curated record.